Messenger RNA from Capsicum annuum, 357 nucleotides. RefSeq lists its product as uncharacterized. The transcript has 2 exons. The record is from RefSeq and is a predicted model, not a curated record. The coding region runs from base 1 to 357 and encodes 118 amino acids. NCBI's taxonomy places the organism in Eukaryota, Viridiplantae, Streptophyta, Magnoliopsida, Solanales, Solanaceae.
AUGGAAAAAGUUGAGGCAGUUGAUAUUAGGUUGAAGAAUUAUUUGAAAUUGGCUGGUUAUGAAAAGUGGGCUAGGUCCUAUGCAACAGUUAAUCGAGGGUGGACUUUGACUUCAAACAUUGCGGAGUCAAUAAAUGAAGUACUUGUAUUAGCUAGAGAACUGCCAAUUUAUGACUUUCUUGAGGAGGUUCGAUUAUUGUUUGCAAAAUGGAACUGCGAAAAUAGACAACAGGCUUCAUAUACCUUCACACCACUCAUUGGAAAGUUUUAUAACAUACUCAAAGAGAACGAGGCUUUGUGUACUCAUGUGACGGUUGUACCAGCCACAGAAUAUGUGUAUACGGUACACAAAAAAUAA